AUGAUUCGGCUCGAUUUAGAGGGACGCACUUUUCAGUUCUUUCUGAAAAUGAAUGAAGUAUUAUCUACGUUAUGCGAAAGCGUCUUAAACAGCACGGAGAUCUUCAAGGAACUAGAGGGUUUCGACUUGAUUAUUUAUGACAGCAUCAGCAAUGGUGGUGUAUUGAUCGGAGAGAAGUUAGAUAUUCCAAGGGUGGAGAUACUGCCCGCACCACCAAAUGUCCCAUUUGUGUUCGCCCAUAUGAUUCCGAUGCCGGUGUCGUAUGUUCCCCAGCUUAUUACCGGGUUUUCUGACGAGAUGACAUUUUUGGAAAGAGUACUCAAUUUAGGAGCAUAUUUGGUCAUUAAACUCGCUUUUAGUUUCGUCAGCUACAGAAAAAUGGACGCUUUAAAGGUUAAAUACAACAUUAAACCUGAAAGAAGCUUCCAGGAGGCUCUCGCGGAUGCCGAAAUGGUUAUUAUCGGAGCAGAUUUUGCCGUGGAAUAUCCACAACCUCUUCUGCCAGGUAUGACAGCUUAUGCAAAAAGCCUAAGGGAACUUCAUCGUUAACCUAAGUCCAGGAGACAGCGCUAAAUGUUGUUCAAGUGCUCUUCUGGAAAAUUUUUUCCCCAAAAUUAAUGGGUACUAGAAUGUCGCUUUCUGGGCGCGGCUUAAACUCGUUUUAACGCCUUAAAGAAAUUUUUGAGGAACAUAGUUUUCGCCAGUUUUUGGCUUAAUUCCCUAAACAGCCUGCUUAGCAGGCGCGAUUCUCGUUCUUCUGACCAAAAGGAUCGCGACCUCUGGGACAAGAACUGCCGAACCGGGUGAAAGAGAAAUUCAGGAGGCUCGCCCCAUAUUUCUUAUGCCCAACGACAGAUCGAAGGGCAGAAAACUGAGCUAGGAGAAAUUACAUAAAUUUCCUCGCUUGUGAUAUUACAGCGCAUAACGAAUGCAGUAAUAAAGAAAUGAAGUCGAUAACGGAAACGGCUGAGGAAUGAUAUUGUCAAAGAAUCAGUUCAUCAAUAAAGUCUAUGGGUUGUAAUACGCUUAAUCCGAUAUGACUGUAUUAAUACUAAACUGAUGAUUAUGGACUGGUCUUUUUUGUUAGGUCAAGUCAUGGUUGGGGCUCUGAAUGUCAAAACAGCUAAGCCUCUUCCCCCAGAGUUGGAGAAAUUUGUAAGUGCCUCAGGAGAGAAUGGCUUCAUUAUCGUUUCCUUUGGAACCAACGUGGCUUCUCUUCCCAAAGCGGAGGUGGAUAUGCUCGCUGAAGCAUUUGGAAAGUUGAAACAAAGAGUUGUUUGGAGAGUCAAAGGUAAUCAUGGAGUGUACAGGACUAGUUUGCAACUCCUACAUGGCCGCUCUCUUUUGGGAGACCAACAUAGAGAACGGGACGCCAUGUGA
Molecule: messenger RNA, 1380 nt
Organism: Porites evermanni
Lineage: Eukaryota; Metazoa; Cnidaria; Anthozoa; Scleractinia; Poritidae
Source: the annotation of a GenBank genome assembly